AACAUAUUGACAGAUUUUUAUUAUAUUUUAAAAUGUUCACAAAAAUUAUAUUUUCAUUGCUCACUUCACAGUUCUAAUCAAGAGCUGAAAGUGAAAACACAUGAGGAAAUAAAAAUAGCAAAUAUGACAAAUAUUAAAUUAGAUAAUUUCGCUAAAUUACACGCGUUCGAGUUUCUCAAUGAAAGUGAAGAAGAUGUAAAAAUUGGAACUUUAGAAAUUAGAGACUUUAUUGAGAAUCAUUCAGAAUUAGAUGAGCAGUCAAUAAGUGAUCAAAGUAUAGUUUAUUUUUUAAGAGCAAGUAAAUUUCAAAUUGACAAAGCUAAGAAAAAAAUAAAGAGCUACUACACACAACGCCGAGAUGUGACAGAAUGGUAUACUUUUCGAGAUCCAUUCCUCACUGAAAUGAGUGAGCUUCUAGACAUUGGAGUCUUUCUUCCAAUUCUUCAAAAAGAUGAGCAACAUCGUCAAAUUGUGAUAUUAAGGAUAGCCGCCCAUGAUCCAUCAAAGCAUCUGCAGAACAAUGUUAUGAAAAUUGGUAUGAUGUUACUGGAUUAUCUUUCAAUGCAUGAUCAGAACCUCUCCGUUUAUGGUAUUCGUGCAAUAUUUGAUAUGAAUGGUGUCAAACUCGCUCAUGCACUACAAAUGACACCCAAAAUAAUAAGAAAUGCUGUAAAUGCAAUGGAAUGUUAUCCACUUAGAAUUCAGAAAUUGGAAUUUGUUAAUGCAAAUCGGGGCAUUAACGUGAUUCUUGACAUAUUUCGUUCAUUUAUGACACAAAAGUUACGUGAUAGGAUUACAGUUACAAGAGACAUUCCCAAAUUCAAUUCACAUGAUCACUUGCCAGUUGAAUUAGGUGGAUCAACAAGUAGCUAUCGAGACCUCGCAAAGCACUGGAAAAAAGUUCUUCAAAAUAAUCAUCAAUGGUUCAACAGUAGCAGAUGAAAUUAAUUAUUAUGACAAAAAGGGAAAAAUUCUUUUAUUGUACUCAACUAUUUUUCAAGUUUGAAAUGAUUAAAAAUAAUAUUUACAUGCAGACAUAAUAAUCAUAAUUCGUAAUAUUUAUUAUAAUUAUAAUUAUUUUAAAAUGAAAAAAGCUCAAAAACUAAUAGUUUUCUGUAUAGCUCAUUAAAAGCACAACAUAAAAUCAUAUUCAAUUUUAAUGAAUAUUCGCAUACAUUAUAUUGUUUUGUAAUAUAUUUAAAAUGCAUUUGCCGUGUAAAAAUAUGUUUUUAUUCUUAUAUUUUUUUCAUAAUUUCUUUUUACGAGUGUUUUGUUUCCAUUUAAAAGCUUUUUAGACUCAUUUAUUUUAUAUCUUCUUCAAAAUAUUAAUCUUUCUGAGAGUUUACUACAAUCCUACAUAAUUUCUGUGAUAGUAAUUAAAGAGGAAUAGGAGAAUAAAGAUAUACAUGAUGAUGAAUAUUUACAAUGAAACAUAUUUCUUCUGCUUCUUUCUUUUACAUCCAAAUUCUUUAAAUAAUUAUUAAAUUAAAGGAAAUUUAAAGUUUAAAACAAAAAUAAUUUUUUAAUGUUUUUCCAGCCGUUUUGAGUUGAAUUUUGGCAGACUUUGUUACUUUUGUAUUGAAUUGAACAACUCUAAAACAUAUUUAAAGAAUCAAAUUUGUUUCCCUAAUUCAAUUUAUUCUCGGAUCAAAUGAAAAAAAUUUCAAAAGAAACUUAUUAAGCUCGUUUUUGAAAAUAAACUUCCAAUCAAAAUACAUCUUUCUAAUUUGUUAACGUCAAUUGUUUGACUAUUUUGUCAAUCUUACUAAUUAUUGUUUGUUUUUCAUUCAUUUUUAAAAUUCUCAUUUUCGAGAAUUAAUUUCAAGUCUUUAAAAUCCCUAGUUCCGUACAAAAAUUCUCAACAUUCAUGCAAUAAGCAUGAUUUUUUUUUAUGUUUUUAAAAAACUAUUCGACCACAGUUGCUGGAUGAUGGUGAAAUUGCUUAAUUAGUUUACAAUAUUUAAAGUCUUCUAUAAACAUUAUAGAUCAAUCUCUUAACUAAACUCUCUCCCACCUUAAACAGCUGUGAUCUCUUACUAAACAGAGUAAUUUGAAAUAUUUUUUAAGUAUUAAAAGUUCAUUAAUGGCAGUUCAAAUGAAGAAAGCCGAAAUUAAGAAGAAUUUCGAAAGAAUAAUCAAAUCGUUUUAGUACUCAUUCAUAUGGGACUUUAAUACGUUUAUCUUUAUGUGCUAUUUUUGUCUGUUCAUAAAUCAAUCAAUUUAAAAAGAAAUUCUUAUCACAAUUUUCAUUUUCAUGAACUUUACAAACCCCAGAUUUUAAAACUUAAUGAUGUCUUUCACUUUAUUGAUGCUUUCUGUGUUAACUAUUGAUUGAGUUUAAGUUUGAAGCCAUCAAAAUUUAAAAGUAAACUUUAAAAUCCUAAAGUUUUAUGUGAUUCAUAAAUAAAAGUAUUACUCAAAGUUAAUUUUGAGUAAAAAGUUGAUAAAGAUUAUUGAAUCACUACAAAAAAUACCAAACAAACUCACAUUUGUCAUUUAAAAAACUUAAACUUUCAGAACCAGCAAAUUAUCGUCAUCAAGUUUUAAAAUCUGAAGUGAGCCAGAUCAAAUUAGUAUUUAAAGUCAAGUUCCUUUCCUUACAUUUCCAGAAGAAAUAAAAUGAAUGAAUGAGGAAAAUAAAGAAAAUGAAACUAAAGGGAUCAAGCGUAAAACUAAAAAGAAGUCAUUAGUUAUUUCUAAAUGUUACCUAAUGUAUUAACAAUAGUUAUGUCCUAGCCUUUUGCUGUUAAUUUGUCAAUCAAUUCCUGCAAAGGUGCCAACUCACGACGAUCAAUAAGUUGGAACUCUUGUACAAAAAAUAUAAAAUGCUUAAAUGAUGUAUUGAGAUGUGCUUCCUCGCCUAGUCGUACAACUUCCGGAAAAUGUUGAUGAUAGAUGUGUGCAUAGACACGAAAUAGCCGUUUUAAAAUCGUUUUUGCAAUAGUUUGGAAAUUUUUCGGGAAUGGAACGCCAAUUUUGGAUGGAAAUAGAGUUUCAUCGUCUAAUUGAUCUUGUACCCAAGUCAUUAAAUAAUCAAUAUACUUUGGUGCACUACAUUUGAUUGGUUUCUUGACUGUUUGUCCGUCCGCCCAAUGAUACUCGUAUUUCGGACCAGCAGACAUGAUACUGCACGUGUCUUCUGUACAAAAUUCCGUUAUUGUGCCAUAAAGCAUAUUAAUUUGAUUAAAAAAGUCUACAG
This is a messenger RNA of Chironomus riparius, 3199 nucleotides long. The record is from the annotation of a GenBank genome assembly. Lineage: Eukaryota; Metazoa; Arthropoda; Insecta; Diptera; Chironomidae.